Molecule: messenger RNA, 757 nt
Organism: Motacilla alba alba
Lineage: Eukaryota; Metazoa; Chordata; Aves; Passeriformes; Motacillidae
Gene: ZNF593
Product: zinc finger protein 593
Exons: 3
Coding region: 35-436 (133 amino acids)
Molecular function (GO): zinc ion binding; nucleic acid binding
Source: RefSeq, a predicted model, not a curated record
GCGCCUGCGCAGUGCGGCGCGGCGUGCGGCCGCCAUGUCGCCGCGGAGCGGGCGGCGCACCGGGGCGCACCGGGCGCACUCGCUCGCCCGGCAGCUGAAAACCAAGCGGCGCCGGCGCGACCUGGACGAGAUCCACGCGGACCUGAAGCCCGAGAACGCCGCGCGGCUGCUGCGGCAGGAGAUCGACCCCGACCUGCCGGGCUGCGCGCAGUUCUACUGCCUGCACUGCGCGCGCUACUUCGUGGACCUGAACAGCAUGAAGGAGCACUUCAGGUCCAAGGUGCACAAGAAGAGGCUGAAGCAGCUGCGGGAGGCUCCGUACACGCAGGAGGAGGCUGAACGAGCCGCCGGCAUGGGCUCCUACGUCCCCCCAAAGAAGGUGGAGGUGCAGACCCAGCCCCUGGAGGAGGUCACCGAGAUGGAGACGUCGGGCUGAGCGCGGGGACGGGGCACGGAGUGGCUCUGCAAGGACGUCCUCGUGCCCAGCUUUGUGAGGAGAACACGUCCCAGGACUGGCAGCCAAAUCCCUCUCCUCCCACAGCCCCCCUGGCCAGGGCACUGAGGGGGAGAAGGAGCCAGCAAGACCCCGGGUGCCCUCCCUGAGCAUCCUCCUCCUCUCGAAAGGGACAAGCUGCUCGUUCUCUGCGUGCUGGUGGGACUGCACGCUUGUCUGCCUGCUUCUGGAGCAGUCUCUGCUCUGUCCUUGGCUCAGAGGUUAUUUAAUGAUGCACUCAUUAAAAUAUGUCAAUUAACAGCG